CAGAGCUGAAAUGCGAACCCGCUGUCAGGGCCAGUAGUCAGUCCAGCAUCCCCCCGCGAUUCCGCAAUCUUUGACUCCAGCGCAAUCUCUUCUCUGGUCCAGACCCAAGCUCCCUCGCCCCCUAUCUGGCCCCACCCACCUCCCCCAUAUUUAGUACGAAUCUGAUCUGGGGCUGGGAUGGGCCCUACUUAACCCGGCCUGAGCGUUCAAGAGCUCGCCCAGCAGAGCGGAGCAGAGCCAAGAUCCUGAGCAAGAUGAUGAUGGUUAUGCAGCCUGAGGGUCUAGGGGCCGGGGAGGGGCCCUUCUCGGGCGGCGGGGGCGGCGAGUACAUGGAACAGGAGGAAGACUGGGACCGUGACUUGCUGUUGGACCCGGCCUGGGAGAAACAGCAGCGGAAAACCUUCACUGCAUGGUGCAACUCACAUCUGCGCAAGGCAGGCACCCAGAUCGAGAACAUCGAAGAGGACUUCCGAAAUGGCCUCAAGCUCAUGCUGCUCCUGGAGGUCAUUUCCGGAGAGAGGCUGCCCAGGCCAGACAAAGGCAAGAUGCGCUUCCACAAAAUCGCCAAUGUCAAUAAGGCCCUGGACUUCAUUGCUAGCAAAGGAGUGAAGCUUGUGUCCAUUGGUGCUGAAGAAAUUGUUGAUGGGAACCUGAAGAUGACCCUGGGCAUGAUUUGGACCAUCAUCCUCCGCUUUGCCAUCCAGGACAUCUCUGUAGAGGAGACCUCAGCCAAAGAAGGCUUGCUUCUCUGGUGUCAGCGGAAAACAGCACCAUACCGCAAUGUCAACGUGCAGAACUUCCAUACCAGCUGGAAGGAUGGCCUGGCCCUCUGUGCUCUCAUCCACCGCCACCGGCCAGACCUCAUUGACUAUGCCAAGCUGCGCAAGGAUGACCCAAUUGGAAACCUGAACACCGCCUUUGAGGUGGCCGAGAAAUACCUGGACAUCCCUAAGAUGCUGGAUGCAGAAGACAUUGUGAACACCCCCAAACCAGAUGAGAAAGCCAUCAUGACCUAUGUCUCCUGCUUCUACCAUGCGUUUGCUGGGGCUGAGCAGGCAGAGACCGCUGCCAACAGGAUCUGCAAAGUGUUAGCUGUGAACCAAGAAAAUGAGAAACUGAUGGAGGAGUAUGAGAAAUUAGCCAGUGAGCUGCUGGAGUGGAUCCGCCGCACCGUCCCAUGGCUGGAGAACCGCGCAGGUGAACCCAGCAUGAGUGCAAUGCAGCGCAAGCUGGAAGACUUCCGGGACUAUAGACGCCUGCACAAACCUCCCCGUGUGCAGGAGAAGUGCCAGCUGGAGAUCAACUUCAACACACUGCAGACCAAGCUGCGCCUGAGCCACCGCCCUGCUUUCAUGCCCUCUGAGGGCAAGCUGGUUUCGGACAUAGCCAAUGCCUGGCGGGGACUGGAGCAGGUGGAAAAGGGCUAUGAGGACUGGCUGCUCUCGGAGAUCAGGCGUCUGCAGCGGCUUCAGCACCUGGCUGAGAAGUUCCAACAGAAGGCUUCCCUGCAUGAAGCUUGGACCCGGGGCAAAGAGGAGAUGCUGAACCAGCAUGACUACGACUCAGCUUCGCUGCAGGAGGUGCGUGCGCUGUUGCGUCGCCAUGAGGCCUUUGAGAGCGACCUGGCUGCGCACCAAGACCGGGUGGAGCACAUUGCUGCACUGGCCCAAGAACUCAAUGAGCUGGACUACCAUGAGGCAGCCUCAGUGAACAGCCGCUGCCAAGCCAUCUGUGACCAGUGGGAUAACCUGGGUACACUGACCCAGAAGAGGAGAGAUGCGCUAGAGAGGAUGGAGAAGCUCCUGGAAACCAUUGACCAGCUACAGCUGGAGUUUGCUCGGCGGGCAGCACCCUUCAAUAAUUGGCUGGACGGGGCUAUUGAGGACCUGCAGGACGUGUGGCUAGUGCACUCUGUGGAAGAGACUCAGAGCCUGCUAACAGCACACGAACAAUUCAAGGCAACAUUGCCAGAGGCUGAUCGAGAGCGAGGGGCCAUCCUGGGUAUCCAAGGAGAGAUCCAGAAGAUCUGCCAAACGUACGGGCUACGGCCAAAGUCCACCAACCCCUACAUCAACCUCAGCUCACAGGACAUCAACACUAAGUGGGACACGGUCCGAAAGCUGGUGCCCAGCCGUGACCAGACCCUGCAGGAGGAACUGGCACGGCAGCAGGUGAAUGAGAGGCUCCGGCGACAGUUUGCAGCCCAGGCCAAUGCCAUAGGACCCUGGAUCCAGGGGAAGGUGGAGGAGGUAGGGCGGCUGGCAGCUGGGUUGGCCGGCUCUCUGGAGGAGCAGAUGGCUGGUCUACGGCAGCAGGAGCAGAACAUCAUCAACUACAAGAGCAACAUCGACCGGCUGGAGGGUGACCACCAGCUGCUGCAGGAGAGCCUGGUCUUUGACAACAAGCACACAGUCUACAGCAUGGAGCACAUUCGUGUGGGCUGGGAGCAGCUGCUCACCUCCAUUGCCCGCACCAUCAAUGAGGUAGAGAACCAGGUACUGACCCGAGAUGCCAAGGGCCUGAGCCAGGAGCAGCUCAACGAGUUCCGGGCGUCCUUCAACCACUUUGACCGGAAGCGGAAUGGGAUGAUGGAGCCUGAUGACUUCCGAGCUUGCCUCAUCUCCAUGGGUUAUGACCUGGGAGAAGUGGAGUUUGCUCGCAUCAUGACUAUGGUGGACCCGAACGCAGCUGGGGUUGUGACUUUCCAAGCCUUCAUUGACUUCAUGACCCGAGAGACCGCCGAGACAGACACCGCGGAACAAGUAGUAGCCUCCUUCAAAAUCCUGGCAGGAGACAAGAACUACAUCACCCCAGAAGAGCUGCGGAGAGAACUCCCAGCCGAGCAGGCUGAGUACUGCAUCCGUCGGAUGGCGCCCUACAAAGGAUCUGGGGCUCCGCCCGGGGCCCUGGACUAUGUGGCUUUCUCCAGUGCCCUCUACGGAGAGAGUGACCUCUGACAUUCUUAGCAGAGAAGGAAAGAGGGCACUUCCUGUGGCGGAUUCCACUGUCCCUCGGAGCAAGGGCCUCAAGAUCAUCCAGCACUGUGUUCUGAAUAAAGACCAGGCUGUGGGCCUCUCCCA
This is a messenger RNA of Peromyscus eremicus (cactus mouse), 3080 nucleotides long. RefSeq names its product actinin alpha 3 (gene Actn3). The coding region runs from base 255 to 2957 and encodes 900 amino acids. NCBI's taxonomy places the organism in Eukaryota, Metazoa, Chordata, Mammalia, Rodentia, Cricetidae. The transcript is spliced from 21 exons. Gene Ontology annotation, molecular function: actin filament binding; calcium ion binding. The record is from RefSeq and is a predicted model, not a curated record. Gene Ontology annotation, biological process: actin cytoskeleton organization; muscle cell development. Gene Ontology annotation, cellular component: cortical actin cytoskeleton; cell junction; Z disc.